Messenger RNA from Gambusia affinis (western mosquitofish), 6000 nucleotides. It is a transcript of the gene shroom2a, whose product is annotated as shroom family member 2a. Gene Ontology annotation, molecular function: actin filament binding. Gene Ontology annotation, cellular component: cortical actin cytoskeleton; adherens junction; apical junction complex. Lineage: Eukaryota; Metazoa; Chordata; Actinopteri; Cyprinodontiformes; Poeciliidae. The coding region runs from base 284 to 4954 and encodes 1556 amino acids. Gene Ontology annotation, biological process: actin filament organization. The record is from RefSeq and is a predicted model, not a curated record. The transcript has 11 exons.
UAGCUUAGCUCAUUUAAACUCUCAGAAGUGUGUCAGCGUUUCUUUGUGGGGCUGUGUAUGAAGCAGAAGACGGACUGAACUGUCGCAGUCCGAACUGGACACAUUCUCGACUGGAAGUACCGACUGGCGUCUAAUUAAGAAGACGGAGAAAGUCGUAUGGUCACAUAAACUGUUGGAGAAGAUGAAGUAUGUGUAAGGAGGUAAAGCUGGGAUAUAGCUGCCUGCCACCCGACGAAGCUCUCCUGUUCACCCCGGUUUAUCUAUAAGUUGUAUUUCCAGUAUAAUGGAUGCCGAGGGAGCCACUCGUUAUCCGGAAGCAGAGAGUUUUUGGCAUGCGUCGCAGAAAUCUGCAGAUCUGGAUCACAGGACGAGGGAUGCAGAGAGCUGGAGGCCGGUGCAUGUGUUUCUGUCGGGAGGCGCACCGUGGGGGUUUACGCUCAGAGGAGGGCUGGAGCAUCGGGAGCCUCUGCUCAUAACAAAGGUUGAGGAAGGCAGCAAGGCAGCAGCUGUGAGUCUGCAGGUGGGAGACGAGCUCGUCAACAUCAACGAGGUUCCCCUGAGUGGCUACAGACAGGAGGCGAUCUGCCUUGUCAAAGGCUCCCACAAGACCCUCAGUCUAGUAGUGAAAAGACGGAGUGAACCCAUAAGCAGGCCUCACUCCUGGCACUCUACCAAGUUCAAUGAAAGCCAAUCAGAAGCUGGCAGAAGACAGUCCCCGCCCACCACAGUGUGGCACCCCAGAUAUGAUGCAAGCUCCAGCUCAUCAAUUACAGAUCUCUCCUCUAGCUGGGAGCAGACAAACCUGCGCAGAGUGUCCGACCAGUUCAGCUCUCUUGGCAGCGUGGACAGUCUAGAACAUGGUCACAUGUCUCCUGCUAAGUCAAACAACAGCAUGGAGCAACUCGGAGGAGGGAAACGAGACUCUGCCUACAGCUCUUUCUCAACCAGCUCAAGCACUCCAGACUAUUCUCUCUCAAAAAGCAAUGCAGCCUCGACAGAGAACGUGGCCUAUAAGGUCGGUCAGUGGGAUGCAGGAGCAAAGCACAGCAAUGGCAGAAACAGCCAGAGUCUGGCUGCUGAGGGAGGCAGACAGGAUGAAAGACUUACAUAUUUUCAGAUGCCAGGAGUUAACUCAGGACACGGUGGCCCACAAGUUGAGGAUUUGCCUGGGUCCCGGCACUCUUCUUCCAGCAGACAUGUCUUUGGACCUGUGUGGAAUGUCCCUGAGAAAAAGAAGACUGUUUCAGCCUCUCCCCCUCCUCCGCUUCCGCCUGCACGUAGCGAUAGCUUUGCUGCAACCAAGGCACACGAGAGAGGGAAGGUUAAAACUCACCCAGAAGGACCUGAUUCACACCUGGCCUGUAAGGUUUCUGCUGAAAACCGUCACAGUCACAACAUUUCUCCAAAGAAUGAUAGUGAAAAUGUUUAUGGUGCAUCUGAUAAAUGCAGCCAUACCCAAUAUAGCUCCAACAAGCAGUAUUCCCCCUACAGCGCUGAUGUUGGGCAACAACAAGCUCCCCUUGCUAGCCAGCUCUCCCAUCCGAGACAGCAUAGUGACAAAAGCACUUUCCAGCCUCAACCCUGGUCUGUAUCCGUACCAAAGCAACAAAGUGUAGGUGGGUACCACAGCAGCUCGCAGGAACCUCCCACUAAUGGUUCUGCUCAACACUCGACCCAGCACCAGAGACGAAGUCUAAGCAGCUCGCUGUCUUCUGCAGCUACUGACCAAACCACAGAGGUCACUGGACCAAGCCGAUAUUACUGCGUCACCACAUCCAAUCUGCCUAACGCCUCACCUUGGUCUGAUGCACCAAAUGACCGGAGGAGCGGUACCGGUACAGAUCUACCACAGGCUGGAAUGGUCACCAAAGUCAAAUAUCAUCUUCAUCAACAACAUCAACACCCCUCUCACAACAAAGACAGCAAUGCCUACAGCAAGCACCAAGUGACGACUGUUCCAGAAACUUCUGUACUCCAACACUUCUGUGACGAUAGGGAAAGCCAUAGAGGUCACAGUACACAAAUGGCAGACCCUCUGUACGUCAAUAACUUUCCUAGGAGGCAGCCUGAGCAAAGACGGUCUCUGCCAGCUGAGCUCAAAGACACUCACCAAGACAUUAGACUUCAAACUCAUGUUAGCAACAAGAUCUGCCCUCAGACAACUCCAAUGCUCCACUCUCUGUCCAUGGAUGCAGGAGGUCAAGAGGAGAAAAUCAGUGACCCAAACUCUGAGGAGUACUUUGAAAGCAACCAGGUAAAACGCAGUGAGCGGUUUGCCACCACACUGAGAAAUGAAAUCCAGAUGAGAAGAGCAAAGCUGCAGAAAAGCAAGAGUGCUGCUGCUCUCCCUGGGGCUCAAUUUGAAGCAGACGAGCAAAAUUCUUGGAAAUCUACUGAAAUUUCCACCCCAGCUUCUGCAGAUUACAAAGAUCAUGUAAAGGAAGCUCAAGCCAGGGUGCUCAAGGCGACCUCUUUCAUGAGGAGAGAUCUGGAGCCUGUUUUGGUGGACCAUGCUACCAAUGAGGUCCAAUCUAACUACCAGGCUCGCAAAGAUGGAAGUGCUCUGGCAACGGUCACGGAGUCGGGAACAAAUCAUUCCAUGGGUCACGUAACUCGCAUUGGAUCCCGAAAGCGUUUCCCUACAGAAAGGAAGGUUCGGUCUUAUUCUGAACCAGACAAAAUCUAUGAGGUAGGGGUUAGUGAAGUCCCAGCUCUUGAUAAAAACACAAACUCUUCAUUUGACCAACAAAAACUCUUAAAUGAAACUGUGAAACAAGGAUUUCCUGAUUACAUGCCGCCUAAAAGCCAAUUGAAGUAUCAAGGCAAAGAUCAGGCUUCUAGCUGUGCAACAGAAACCACAAAGAAGGAAAUGAAGAGCACUAAGGUUUCUUAUUCUUCACCAUCCUUCCAAGACAAGCAAAGACUCGGAACAUUCGCUGAGUAUGAAGCAAGUUGGAAAAUACAGAGACAGCAUCCAGAGAAAAAAGCCUCUGGACGGUAUCAUUCGGCCGAGAACAUCCUAGAUCCUGGACCAGAGGACCGGACCCAGAGGACGUGUUUCCAUGAGAGAUCCAGAUCAUCGCCCUCAGCAGACAUAUACGGCCAGAAGAUUCCAAAGCCCAACACAGGAGAUUCCAAGAAGAGUGAACCUACUGAAAAGCUCUUCGCAGACACAAGGUUCUCCAGCAGCAGUCCAGGUGACUGCAGAGUGGGAGAGAAGCCAGCAGAGAUUGGGAAUGACUCAGCACCACCCCCUGCACUCAUGACAGGAGCCAAUCCUGACUGCAGACAGAAGUCUACUGCUGCUGCCACCAAGAACCACAAGUCUGUUUCUCCCAGUCCCACAGAGUCUUCCCACACUCAAGAAAUCCACUUCACCGGCUUGCAGAGCGAACACGACGUCCUCGCCCAGCGCUCUUCAAACUUCGAACCGAACCUCACUUUUUGUCCCAGUUCCUCUGCAAAGGCCGACUCUGAGCAGGGCGAGGGACUCGUGGACAAAGGACAAGAGGCAGUACAUCAUCCAUCAACAUCCAAUCCCCAGCCUGCCUCCUCUCCCCCGGCUUCUUCCUACAGACCCUCUGGGCUUUUCAGCAUGGAGGGGCAGCGCUCUCCUUCUCCACAGUUCUCUCCACAGAGACUCAGCGACAAGCCUCCGGUCUCUCUGCACGACGACGAAUCCCACAGGGUGGAGCACUUGAUGGAAACCCAGAAUACAACAGUGAGGAAAGUUCCCAUCAGGAUUGUGCACUCGAAGGGAAGUGAGGAGCAGGAGAACUCUCCGUUUCUCCAGCAGAGCGACGUUCCUCACGGCGAGGCCGAGUGCCGGAGCGUGGCCGGGUUUGGCACUCCGCCGGCUCUGGGACAGGACUCCGUUUUCUGCGCCUUUACCCGACAGAGGGAGCCCGAAACCCCGGCGGGUACCGAGACACAGCAAGCUGGCCAGAGUAACCCCUACAUGACCACGGUGGGAGAUCAUCCGAGCUCCAACUUGGAGGAGCCCGGCAGCAAGACGGAAAGCACGGAGUUGAGCGAGGAGGAGGACCAGAAGAGAAAUGAGCUGGCAAGGGACAUCAUGGGGAAGGACAAGUCACUCGCUGAUAUUCUGGAUCAGAGCAAGAUGAGAACCACCAUGGACUUGAUGGAGGGGAUCUUCCCUCAGGAGGAGCAGCUGUUGGACGGAGCCCACCAGCGCAGGAAGGUGCAGAUGAAGCAGAGCAACCCAAACCGGUCCGUUGAGGAGAGGGAGAAAGGGGACAACAUGGCGGCGGCCAUCACUAUGGUGACCAAUUCAACGUACUACAGCACCUCUGCUCCCAAAGCCGAACUCCUGAUCAAAAUGAAGGACAUGCAGGACGAGGAGGAAGACUCCGAGGACGAACUGGACAUUGGUUUGAACAAUAAAAAGCAAGAGCUGAUCGACAGCCUCAGCAAAAAGCUGCAGGUGCUGCGAGAAGCCAAAGAGAGCCUUCUGGAGGACAUCCUGGACAACAACGCGCUGGGAGACGAGGUGGAGGCCCGCGUCCAGCAGGUGUGCCGGCCCAACGAGCUGGAGAAGUUCCGCAUGUUCGUCGGAGAUUUGGACAAGGUGGUGAGCCUGCUGCUGUCCCUGUCAGGCCGCCUGGCCAGGGUGGAGAACGCCCUCAACAACCUGGAGGAGGACGCUACGCCCGAGGAAAGGCGCACGUUGAUCGAGAAGAGGAAGCUUUUGAUCCGGCAACACGAGGACGCCAAGGAGCUGAAGGAGAACCUGGACCGUAGGGAGGGCGUGGUCUGUGACAUCCUGGCCAACUACCUGCCAGAGGACAGCCUCGCGGACUACGAACACUUUGUGAAGAUGAAGUCGGCGCUCAUCAUUGAGCAGCGAAAGCUCGAGGAUAAAAUCAAACUUGGCGAGGAGCAGCUCAAGUGUCUGAUAGACAGUCUGCCCAUAGAGCAAAGACUGGCCAUGUGAUUAAAAACAAAGACGAGGCAAAAAAGGAUGGUGGUCAUUUAAAAAAAAAUAUAUAUAUAUAUAUCAGCUAUGAAAAGUUUCGUCUUGUACGUUCAGGCGUCGGUUCAGUCCUGUCACCAGCAGAGGGAGACAGAGAUCAGAACCUGCAUUUGAAAAGCCAGUCCGGAACAAAGGAGUAGUGUUCUGUUUGCCACUUCACCUUUUCCCUGUACCGUUUUGGACCGGACUGCAUCGUCGGCACCGUUUGGACUGAAUUCCUCUCCACCAACCACUAUACCCAUUUUUCUGAACAGCAUUUUUACUUUUUGUUUUCCUAGUAAUUUAUUGUAGCCUUUUGAAUCUGUAAAGAAAAGAGGCAGGUGGGAGAGGAGAAUUUUGUCGUCCGUUAAUCUGAGCAGCCAUGCUACCUGAUGCGUGUUACAGUAUUUAUCGUGUUCUGAGUUUUUUUGGUUUUUUUUGUCAUGUGAUCUAUUAAAAAAUCCACAUAUUUCAGGUAACUUUAAUGCAACUUUAGCAGAUAAACUAGGAGCCUUUUCAGCCGAGUUCUUGUGGCCUUGCUUUCCUCUCUUCACACGGCGCCACCGAACAGAAGGAGCAUCCGAUUCAGACUUGAAGUAAAUAUCCUGUUUGCAGUGGAAAACGUCACUAUCAUCACCUUCACUCGCUGCUGUUCUUUUUAUUUCACAUCAACAACAUGUUUAUUGAUUAUUACCACAUAUAUAUUCUGACCAAGUGUUUCUAUAAUGUUUUAUGACUUCACUGUGUUUUGUUACGCACAGUGUAGAAACUGAAUGCACAAUUGCAGUUGUUACUUGAAUAGUACUAUAAGAAGUUGUUUAGGUGGAGCCAAAAAUCGCAAAGUAAUUCGACCGUUCAGACUUUAAAACUGUGUGGCUUUUUAUGGGUUAAAUCAAGCUGCUGGAUGUUUGCUUUGCAGGCGCACACUUUGCUGCAGUUUUACACACUUCCAUGCACCACUGCAUCCUGACACUAAACACUUCAUCAGCUGUGCUCCCUCAUAUAAAAUAAAGAGUCUGCUGAAAUCA